This is a messenger RNA of Aureobasidium namibiae CBS 147.97, 402 nucleotides long. RefSeq names its product translational machinery component. The transcript has a single exon. Gene Ontology annotation, biological process: maturation of SSU-rRNA from tricistronic rRNA transcript (SSU-rRNA, 5.8S rRNA, LSU-rRNA); translation; ribosomal small subunit assembly. The annotation marks the transcript as partial. Gene Ontology annotation, molecular function: structural constituent of ribosome; small ribosomal subunit rRNA binding; mRNA 5'-UTR binding. NCBI's taxonomy places the organism in Eukaryota, Fungi, Ascomycota, Dothideomycetes, Dothideales, Saccotheciaceae. The record is from RefSeq and is a predicted model, not a curated record. Gene Ontology annotation, cellular component: mitochondrial small ribosomal subunit; ribosome.
CAACCGCAUCGCAUGCACGUCUAUGCGACAAAGCACAACACCCACAUCACCUUCACCCAACCUCCGAAAAAGGAUCCCGCGAACCCCGGCAAGCAAGUCGAUGUCCUCAUGUCUCUCUCUGCUGGAAAUAUCGGUUUCAAAAAGGCUGGCCGCGGAAGUUACGAUGCUGCAUACCAACUCGCUGCUUUCGUCCUCAAGCAAAUUCAAGAACGUGGUCUCAUGCGCGACCUGCAAAGUCUAGAGGUUGUCAUGCGUGGCUUUGGAAAGGGAAGAGAAGCUGUCACAAAGGCUUUGCUGGGUUCUGAAGGCUACCUGGUCAGGAAUAAGAUCAGUUCCGUCAAGGAUGCUACCAGGCUCAAGUUUGGUGGUUCCAGAAGUCCCAAGCCCAGAAGAUUGGGUUGA